UGUAUAUAUUUCUAAAUAUAAAAUAAAAAAAUACUUUAAAAUAAAUUAAAUUUGUUUUCCAAAAUAGAAUCAUGAAGAACAACAAAAAAAUAAAAAAGAGAAUUCAAAAAAUAUAGAGAAGAUGAUAGUAACAGGGAGGGUACCAGCCAAGUACAUAAUCUAACUUUGUCCAUGGUUAUCAAAAUUAUCCCUACUUUAGAACAAUCCUACCCUUAAAAAAAAUAAGUAAUUUGGCUCAUUUGUUAUUGAUAUUCUUAUGAGACAAAACAAACAAUAUUAACCAGAAAGAUAGAAAAAACAGAGUAUUUGCAGAGGAAAUGAUGGAGUCUGUUUUCUGUCUCCUCAAUUUCUGAUUUUCUUUGUGUUUUAAGUCUUUCAAAUUCUCUCCUUUUGUUUUAGUCUUGUGGUGUCUAAGGUCUGAAAAACACCAACUUUAUUGAUAUGGAAAACAAGGAUGAAACUUUGGAUGCUGUGCUUAAGGAAGCUGUUGAUUUGGAAAAUGUGCCACUUGAAGAAGUUUUUCAAACUUUGAGGUGUAACAGAGAUGGUUUAACCACUGAAGCUGCAGAGCAAAGGCUUUCGAUUUUUGGCUAUAAUAAGCUUGAGGAAAAACAGGAGAGUAAAAUUUUGAAGUUCUUGGGGUUUAUGUGGAACCCUCUCUCAUGGGUUAUGGAAGCUGCUGCUAUCAUGGCUAUUGCUCUUGCCAAUGGAGGAGGGAAACCACCUGACUGGCAAGAUUUUGUUGGGAUUAUUACUCUUCUUAUUAUUAAUUCAACAAUAAGUUUCAUAGAAGAGAACAAUGCUGGCAAUGCAGCUGCUGCUUUAAUGGCUCGUCUUGCUCCUAAAGCUAAGGUUUUUCGAGAUGGGAAGUGGUCUGAAGAAGAGGCCUCUAUUCUUGUUCCAGGUGAUAUCAUCAGCAUUAAACUCGGGGACAUUAUUCCGGCAGAUGCUCGACUCCUCGAUGGUGAUCCACUCAAAAUCGAUCAGUCUUCAUUAACUGGUGAGUCUCUUCCGGUAACGAAAGGCCCUGGUGACAGUAUUUACUCGGGUUCUACAUGCAAACAAGGAGAGAUUGAAGCCGUCGUGAUCGCCACCGGUGUUCAUACGUUCUUCGGCAAAGCUGCUCACCUUGUUGAUUCAACAAAUCAACAAGGUCACUUUCAAAAGGUGUUGACUGCCAUUGGUAAUUUCUGUAUAUGUUCCAUCGCAGUCGGAAUGAUAACAGAAAUCAUCGUUAUGUACCCGAUUCAGGACCGUGAGUAUCGUCCUGGAAUCGACAAUUUGCUGGUACUACUCAUUGGAGGAAUUCCUAUUGCCAUGCCCACAGUUCUAUCUGUUACAAUGGCAAUUGGGUCUCAUCGCUUAUCUCUUCAGGGAGCUAUAACAAAAAGAAUGACAGCAAUAGAAGAAAUGGCUGGCAUGGAUGUCCUUUGCAGUGAUAAAACCGGAACUUUGACAUUGAACAAGUUAUCAGUUGACAAAAAUCUUAUCGAGAUUUUUGCGAAAGGAGUAGAUCCCGAUACUGUAGUUCUGAUGGCAGCUCGUGCAUCUCGGCUGGAAAACCAGGAUGCCAUUGAUGCUGCUAUAGUAGGGAUGUUGGCUGAUCCAAAGGAGGCACGAGCCGGUAUUCAAGAAGUUCACUUCCUUCCAUUCAAUCCAACCGAUAAGCGAACGGCUCUUACAUAUAUUGAUAAUCAAGGUCGAAUGCACCGAGUCAGCAAAGGUGCACCUGAACAGAUUCUUAAUCUUGCACACAAUAAAUCAGAGUUGGAACGUCGAGUUCAUGCUGUAAUUGAUAAGUUUGCGGAGCGUGGAUUGCGGUCACUGGCAGUAGCAUAUCAGGAAGUUCCUGACGGACGAAAGGAGAGCUCAGGAGGUCCAUGGCAAUUUAUUGGCCUGAUGCCUUUGUUCGAUCCACCUAGACAUGACAGUGCAGAUACAAUUCGAAGGGCGUUGAAUCUCGGAGUGAACGUGAAAAUGAUCACAGGUGAUCAACUGGCGAUAGCAAAGGAAACAGGACGUCGUCUCGGAAUGGGAACCAAUAUGUAUCCCUCAUCAUCCUUGUUAGGACAAAACAAAGAAGAGUCUAUUGCUGCUUUACCAGUUGAUGAGUUGAUUGAGAAAGCUGACGGUUUUGCUGGUGUUUUCCCUGAGCACAAGUAUGAGAUUGUGAAGCGCCUACAAGCCAGGAAACAUAUAUGUGGAAUGACUGGUGAUGGGGUCAAUGAUGCUCCUGCUCUUAAGAAAGCAGACAUUGGCAUAGCUGUGGCUGAUGCAACCGACGCAGCUCGUAGUGCUUCCGACAUUGUCUUGACCGAACCUGGUCUUAGUGUCAUCAUCAGUGCUGUACUAACCAGUCGAGCCAUAUUCCAGAGGAUGAAAAACUACACAAUAUAUGCAGUCUCCAUUACAAUCCGUAUUGUGCUCGGUUUCAUGUUAUUGGCAUUGAUAUGGAAGUUUGAUUUCCCUCCAUUCAUGGUCCUUAUUAUUGCUAUCCUUAAUGAUGGCACCAUUAUGACAAUAUCCAAGGAUAGAGUGAAACCAUCUCCACUGCCAGACAGUUGGAAGUUAGCAGAAAUCUUUGCAACUGGAAUCAUUCUUGGUGGUUACUUAGCCAUGAUGACUGUCAUUUUCUUUUGGGCAGCAUACAAGACAGACUUCUUCCCUAGAACAUUUGGGGUUAAAAGCCUUCAGAAAACCGACCGCAAGGACAUAAAAAUGCUUGCUUCGGCAGUAUACCUGCAAGUGAGCAUUAUCAGUCAAGCUCUCAUAUUUGUAACACGAGCAAGGAGUUGGUCUUUCCUCGAGCGUCCCGGUCUUUUACUGGUUUUGGCUUUUGUCGUAGCUCAGCUGAUUGCUACAUUAAUAGCAGUAUAUGCAAACUGGGGUUUUGCUGCAAUUGAAGGAAUUGGAUGGGGUUGGGCAGGUGUGAUAUGGCUUUACAACCUUAUCUUUUACAUUCCACUCGAUUUUAUCAAGUUUUUCAUCCGAUACGCCCUCAGUGGAAAAGCUUGGGAUCUCGUCAUCGAACAAAGGAUCGCUUUCACAAGGAAGAAAGACUUCGGGAAAGAAGAACGUGAACUGAAAUGGGCGCAUGCUCAGAGGACACUCCAUGGAUUGCAGCCACCGGACACCAAGAUGUUUGGCGACCGAACUAGUUACAAUGAACUUAAUCAAAUGGCUGAAGAGGCAAAGAGACGAGCUGAAAUUGCAAGGUUGAGGGAACUGACUACGCUAAAAGGGCACGUCGAAUCAGUAGUUAGACUGAAGGGUCUUGACAUAGACACAAUUCAGCAAGCGUACACUGUCUGAAAAAGACAUAAUACAUUUCGGCUCUACUUAUUGUACAUAUACUGCUGGGAGUAAUAAUGACCUAUAAUAUGUCAUCUUAAUGCAGUAACUGCUUUCUUAUACGUUUAAAUCCUUCAUCUUCUUCAUAGACUCCUGUUUGUCAUGGCUUCAAUGUAAUUUUUGCAUACUGUUCUAUCUAUCUCCUUUCCGUACAA
Molecule: messenger RNA, 3506 nt
Organism: Gossypium arboreum
Lineage: Eukaryota; Viridiplantae; Streptophyta; Magnoliopsida; Malvales; Malvaceae
Product: plasma membrane ATPase 1-like
Exons: 21
Coding region: 442-3312 (956 amino acids)
Biological process (GO): regulation of intracellular pH; proton export across plasma membrane
Cellular component (GO): plasma membrane
Molecular function (GO): ATP binding; P-type proton-exporting transporter activity; ATP hydrolysis activity
Source: RefSeq, a predicted model, not a curated record